AUGGCGCACAUCCAUGAGUGUCCUACGGAACUCUUGCAACUCAUCUUCCAGGAUGCCUGUUCCGACGAUCCUCGUGCAUGCUGCUCUCUCAGACUUGUCGACCGCCGCAUAUCCGCCGCUUGCGUCCCCUUCACCCACGUCGCCGUAUCAGGGGAGAAGCGAAUCCGAGCGUUACUUCGCGCUUUGAAGACGAGCGAUCCCUCAAUCACGACGAACAUCCAACGUUUGUCCAUAAGCGACAGGAUACGCGAAGAGGCCGACGACCGCUUCGAUUACAUCAUGACCUUCGGCUCUUGCAUCGUCGAUGAGGAGGAAGACGCGCAUGAUGAGGCGGUCAUGGAGAGACACCUCGACGAGGCCGAGAGGCUCGAGAAGCUUGUAGCUGGGAUCCUUCGCCGCGUCGCCCCACGCGUCACUUCACUGUGUAUACUCUCCUUCAACCCGGAGUUCACAGGAGUCCUCGGUUGCUUCGGUGACCUCGCAUUCCCGCUGCUCACGGACCUCACACUACGCUUUACACCCCGGACACGCAUGGACGGCGCAUGGCGCGCGGCGAUGCCAGACCUUCGCGCGUUCACAUGCCGAUUCUCGUCACGCAGCAGAGACAACGCAUCGACCGGGCCCCGACUCCUCAAUUCCCUUGCAGAGGGAGGGAAGCUGACCAAGGUCAUACUUCCGGACUAUGAGCCUAAGCCUCAGUCCAACUCCGUCGUGCGCGAUCUAUGCGCGAAGAACGGCCCGUGUCAGCUCAAGUACUUGGAGGUACAUCCCGUCGGCACGAUCAAUGUGGACGAAAUAUUCUACUUUGGGCAUUGGCUCGACAAGAGGGCGUUGAUUGAUCUGCAGAGCAUGAGCGCAGACGGGAGCAUGACUCUGGUGGUCGAACGACACAUAGAGGACAUGGCAUCAUACGAUACAUGGAAGAAGCGGUGGAGAUCCCAGCGUUGA
Molecule: messenger RNA, 948 nt
Organism: Peniophora sp. CBMAI 1063
Lineage: Eukaryota; Fungi; Basidiomycota; Agaricomycetes; Russulales; Peniophoraceae
Source: the annotation of a GenBank genome assembly